AUGGCCAACUGGAGAGAGGAAUAUUUGGCGGCGCUGGCUGUUCGGGAUCAAAAGGAGAAGGCCAAUGUAGCGCUCUAUGAUGCCUACACUCGUCUUGCUGAUCGGACAGCUAGCCUUACGGCCCAAAUAGGCGCAGAAGACAAGCCUGUCGCGCAGCAAAGUCCUUCAACUCAUAAUGAAGCUGUUUCUUCAGCUGGCGCAUCGAAGAAGCAAACGGCGGAGCUCGGACCCUCUCCAACGGAUCUAUUGAAUGCUACCCGCGCAGACUUGAUUGAAGCACAACGCUCCCGAUCAGAAUUACAAGACAAAUUAAACCAAAUGACGACCGAGGUCGGGAAACUUCGGAAGAAAAGCACUAAGGAUGGUCAGCGAAUCAGCAUACUAGAAAGCGAGAGGUUACAGAUACAUUCACGUCUAAAGGAUAGGGAUGAGGAACUCAGAGGCAAAGCAAAACUGCUUGAGGACUUCCAAGACGAAAUGGCAACUUUAAAUCUUCAACUUAAUAUGGCCGAUGAAAAGUCGAAUAAGCUCCAGCGCGAGAAUCAGGAACUGGUUGACCGUUGGAUGACGAGGAUGGGCCUAGAGGCAGAUGCCAUGAACGACGCCUCCAAAUUUUCCUAA
Messenger RNA from Penicillium angulare, 621 nucleotides. RefSeq names its product ATG16 family protein. Lineage: Eukaryota; Fungi; Ascomycota; Eurotiomycetes; Eurotiales; Aspergillaceae. The record is from RefSeq and is a predicted model, not a curated record. The transcript has 3 exons. The coding region runs from base 1 to 621 and encodes 206 amino acids.